Molecule: messenger RNA, 1627 nt
Organism: Racocetra persica
Lineage: Eukaryota; Fungi; Glomeromycota; Glomeromycetes; Diversisporales; Gigasporaceae
Source: the annotation of a GenBank genome assembly
AUGGAAAAGUCUGCAUCACAAGGUCCAAAAAGGAGUCUUUCCUCCGGAUCAACGUUAAUGGGCAGCUCUACAGAUGAUAAUUUGUCAAGUAACGUUGAAGACUAUGACAUAAACAAAGACAAUCCCAUAGGUUAUGGUGCAUCUGCCAGAGUAUAUAGUGCCAUAUAUAAACCUUUGAGUAAAAAAGUUGCAGUCAAAAUGAUUAAUUUGGAUUUUUUUGAGCGAAAUCAGAUCGAUGAAAGAGAAACGCAGUUGAUGUCGCUAUCUAAACAUCCUAAUGUAUUGCGUGUUUAUGGCUCGUUUGUGAAUGAGUCUAUUUUAUAUAUCGUAACUCCAUAUAUGUCGGCUGGUUCUUGCUCGGAUAUUAUGAAGACUUCAUAUCCCGAUGGCUUUGAGGAAGCAGUUAUCGCUACUAUAUUGAAGCAGGCACUUCAAGGAUUAGAUUAUCUACAUAAAGCUGGUCAUAUUCACAGAGACGUUAAAGCUGGGAAUUUGCUUGUAGAUGAAGACGGAACUGUUUCGCUUGCUGAUUUUGGUGUGUCAUCCUCUCUUACGGAGAACGGCGAUCGAAGGGGAUUUCGGAGAACUUUCGUCGGCACACCUUGUUGGAUGGCGCCGGAAGUGAUGAAACAUGCCGAUUAUGACUACAAAGCCGAUAUUUGGUCUUUUGGGAUAACUUCGAUCGAGUUGGCAACUGGAAAUGCACCAUUUGCCAAAUACUCUCCAAUCAAGGUCAUUAUGGUGACUCUUUCAAAUGAUCCGCCGACUUUGGAUAGAGAUGCCACUAAACAUAAAUAUUCUAGAGCUUUCAAAGAGAUGAUUGAUCAGAGCUUGCAGAAAGAACCAACGAAACGGCUAAGUGCUGAAAAAUUACUAAAUCAUCCAUUUUUCAAAAUAGCCAAAAAAAAGGAAUAUUUGGUAACAAAAAUAUUGCAGAACUUGCCACCAUUGGAAGAAAGACCACAUAAAAGAGUUCAGCAAAAACCAAUAACUUAUACCAAGGGAGGAGAUACAUGGGAUUUUCAAGAGUUGGAUGAGAUAACAUCCAAUCAGGAAGUCAGAAGUGUUACGUUUAACGUUUCUUCUGAUGCCAGUGAACUUCCAACCUCGAAGGAGGACUCAAGUACAGCGACAAAUGUGGUACCAAAAAAAUCACGAUUUCUGCUUGUAGACCAGUCCACCAGCCCUGAUUCGGGUACACUACUACCACCAUCUGUAUCCAGCACACCAUCUGAUUCAUCUGUUACUCAAUUUUCAUUUUAUCCUUCGUCUUCGAGCGGACUUCAACAACAUUUGACUAAUGAAGAACAAGCAGUUAAAAAAGGAAGAUUCAGUGUAACAGAAAGGACUGCUUCAGGCGGUUCACAACCCGAACACGAAAGUCAACGUCAUUCUUUAGAAAAAGUGCAAUCCAACGAAAAUCUCACAGAUAAAAAGAGUCGAUUUGAAGUCCAGCAAACAACUACACAUUCUUUAGAUGUGAAUGAUUCCACAUUGAACAAGGAAGAUGGUGGAUAUGCGGAUACAACUACUACCGAGAAGCCUACGAGCACUGAGAAAUCUACGAGCACUAAGAAAGGAAGAUUUCAAGUGCAAACAAAGAUUAAUAGUUCUACGUCAUCAUCAG